GCCGUGCUGCGCGGAGCCGACCUGAGCCACGCCGAGCGGCGCCGAGCGAGGCGGCCGGACCCGCAGCACCCAUGCUGCUGACGCUGGCCUGGGGCUCGCUCUUCUUCCCGGGGCUCUUCGCGCUUAGCACCUGGGCGCUGCGCCGCUCGCGGCCCGAAUGGACCUAUGCCGACUGCGUGAUGAUCAGUACCAGGGUGGUUUCUUCAGUGCAGGCUGUGCUGGCCACCGGCUCAGGGAUCGUCAUCAUUCGCUCCUGCAGCAACGUGGUCUCAGACAGGCACUGGCUCGCCCGAGAAUAUGUCUGGUUUUUGAUUCCGUACAUGAUCUAUGACUCCUGCGCCAUGUACCUCUGUGACUGGUGCCGAACCAAAGACCAGAACCUCAGACGUACCCUCACUUUUCGAAACUUCCUGAGUCAAAACCGCCUCAUGAUCACGCACCAUAUGGUCAUUUUGUUUGUCCUUGUACCAGUUGCACAGAGGCUCCGGGGAGACCUUGGGGACUUCUUCGUUGGCUGCAUCUUCACGGCAGAACUGAGCACUCCAUUUGUGUCACUGGGCAGAAUUCUAAUUCAGCUAAAGCAGCAGCACACACUUCUCUACAAGGUGAACGGAAUCCUCACGCUGACCACCUUCCUCUGCUGUCGGAUCCUUCUUUUCCCCUUCAUGUACUGGGCCUAUGGACAACAUCAGGGACUAAGCCUGCUCCAAGUGCCAUUCAAUAUCCCUUUCCACUGCAACGUGGCCAAUGCCUUCCUCAUUGCUCCCCAGAUCUACUGGUUCUCUCUGCUGUGCAAGAAGGCGGUCCGGCUCUUUGACACUGCCCAAACCAAAAAGGAGAGUUAACUGUUCGCAGGAAUUAGGCAAUGAGGGUUGCCGCCUCACACUAGCUGCCUCUACUCAGUAUUCUAUGGACCAAAUUGUGCCCUGGAUGGCCUUAGCCUUUUGAGUCUUGAUAAGUAGAUGGAUUUGUUUUUCUAAAAAAGAUAUUUCUGUUACCUCCCUCUUCUAACCUGCCUUUUUGCAAAAGCACUUUUUUCUUGGUAACAACUAUUAUAUCCUGUCAGACCUCCACUGGCAGCAAGGUAGUUUUAAUACAAGCCUGGGGUUCCUUCCCUCAGCCUUAUCUGAAGAGCUCGGGAGGUGGAAGCAUGGGAUGUGGAGGUUGGUGGACCAGGGUGGUAAGUGCCUUGGCACACACCUGGCCCAAAUUUUGGUGGCUUCCCACCUUUCCAACCACUCAGGGAAAUAUCCACAAUAGUGGGCCAGUAAAAGCAAGUGGUGACUUGGUUCUUGAAAUAAUGUUGUCUUGCAUUGUUGGCCUGGGAAAAUCAU
Castor canadensis (American beaver) is the source of this 1334-nucleotide messenger RNA. RefSeq names its product TLC domain containing 3A (gene Tlcd3a). Gene Ontology annotation, cellular component: endoplasmic reticulum; membrane. Lineage: Eukaryota; Metazoa; Chordata; Mammalia; Rodentia; Castoridae. The record is from RefSeq and is a predicted model, not a curated record. Gene Ontology annotation, biological process: lipid homeostasis.